This is a messenger RNA of Striga asiatica, 3818 nucleotides long. NCBI's taxonomy places the organism in Eukaryota, Viridiplantae, Streptophyta, Magnoliopsida, Lamiales, Orobanchaceae. The record is from the annotation of a GenBank genome assembly.
CUAAGGAUCGUACAAUAAUAUUCUGUUCAAUCAACUCGUUGUAAUAUAUGCUUGUUUUCUUUCGGACUCUUUACUUGUGGUCCUCCUUUGAUAUUACGAACGCGAGCGCACCAAGACAAACUCUGGAUGUGUUUUGACGAUUGGGAUUUAUGUCCUCUUGCCAAACUUAGAUAAUUUCGUCGUUCCAGGACACGAGAUCGAUUCAUUUUGCUUAUGAAUUAAUUCCCAGUCGAUCAUUUUAUUCAGCCUCAUCAUUUGCUCAAGAUUGGGCCGGACGAUUGUAAUUUUUCCUUUUUCUAAACCCCAGAAUCAUUGGUGUUUUUUGCUGGUUUUUCAUUGAUUGUUUUUCUUGGUACACAAGGAUUGAGCCGAAGCAUUCAUGGGAAGGCAAAUAGGAGAGUAACAUCCAAUGAGCUUAGCCCCAAUGCAUAAUUUGGUGAAAUGGAACACAGAAAAAACAUGCCUUUUUUGUUGGUGAUUAACAGAGAUUAGUGGCGAUUUUGCCUUCUAUUGAGCCGUGAAACAAGGCCUUGAUGGACUUGAAACUGAGGGCCGCCGGCAGCUGUGAUGGUGGUGAUGAGAUUGAAGGGACCUCACCGGAUAUGUUAAAGAAUACACCUUGGAAUAUACGGAGAUUGGCCAAUGAGAUUGAGCAGUGUGAAGGCAGGCAAAAAUAUCUCGCUCACACAAGGAGCCCCUCGGAUGGCGGGGAUGUUCGGUGGUACUUUUGCAAGGUCCCUUUGGCAGUUAAUGAGUUAGCUGCAUCAGUCCCUGCAACAGAAGUUGUUGGUAAAGGUGAUUAUUUUCGCUUUGGUAUGAGAGAUUCCCUUGCAAUAGAGGCAGCUUUUUUGCAGGUCAAGCGGUUUCCCCUAUACAGAGAGGAUGAGUUACUCUCCUGUUGGUGGAAAGAGUAUUCUGAGUGUAGUGAAGGCCCAAUGGGCACAGGUGUUGUUCCCACGUCAACCUCACAGACAAAAGAAUUAUUUCCCAUGAGUCCAGAGUCAACCGAGCUAUAUGCAAUUGAAGAAGAAAGAGUUGGUGUCCCUAUAAAAGGAGGAUUAUAUGAGGUAGAUUUGGUCAGGAGACAUUGUUUUCCUGUAUACUGGAAUGGAGAGGUUCGACGUGUCCUGCGUGGCCACUGGUUUGCUCGUAAAGGUGGUCUUGACUGGCUUCCACUGCGUGAGGAUGUUUCAGAGCAAUUAGAGUAUGCAUAUCGUACUCAGGUUUGGCAUAGGAGAACCUUUCAACAGUCUGGUCUUUUUGCUGCUCGAGUUGAUCUUCAGGGCUCUACUCCAGGAUUGCAUGCUCUUUUUGUUGGGGAAGACGAUACAUGGGAAGCUUGGCUAAAUGUUGAUGCUUCUGGGUUUUCUGGUGUUGUAGGUUUUGGAGGAAAUGGCAUUAAGUUAAGACGUGGCUUUGCUCCAUCUCAUUCACAGAAACCAACACAGGAUGAAUUACGUCAGAAAAAGGAGGAAGAAAUGGAUGAUUACUGUUCGCAGGUUCCUGUUCGACAUUUAGUAUUCAUGGUUCAUGGUAUUGGUCAAAGGAUGGAGAAAUCAAAUUUGGUCGAUGAUGUUGGAGACUUUCGCCUUGUAACUGCAAAUGUUGCUGAAAGACACCUGACUUCCCACCAACUUGCCACACAAAGAGUUCUUUAUAUUCCUUGCCAGUGGAGAAAGGGCUUAGCUCUUAGUGGCGAAGUUGCAGUCGAAAAGAUAACUUUAGACGGAGUCCGAGGGCUGCGUACCAUGUUGAGUGCAACUGUUCAUGAUAUCUUAUACUAUAUGAGCCCUAUAUAUUGUCAGGAAAUCAUUGACUCGGUAUCCAACCAACUAAAUAAACUAUAUCUGAAGUUUCUGAAGAGGAAUCCUGGGUAUGAUGGAAAGGUCUCCAUAUACGGGCACUCUCUGGGUAGCGUUUUAUCUUAUGAUAUCCUUUGUCAUCAACAAACUCUGUGUUCGCCUUUCCCAAUGGAGUGGAUGUACAAAGAACAAAAGGAAAGUGAUGUGGCAUGUCCUGUUAAGAACAACUUAACACCUAGCAACCCAAUACCAAAUCCUAGGAAUAAUAAUAGCUCUGAGAAUGUCGAGUUUGCGAACAAGGGCAGUUAUAUGGACUCUCGGGACCUUUCUGAGGAGCCUGUAGAGAGAACAUUCCAUCUAAGUCCGCCUGCAUCAUCAGAGUCUGAUGAGUCAUCAUCAACACCUGACAUUGGCUAUCAGCAGACAAUUGAUGCCUUGUCAUUAGAUGAAAACUGCAAUGAACCUUUUCGCUAUUCAGAUCAUGUGGAUUUCCCCAGUAGCAGCAAGAAAACUAACUUUGAGUCUUGUGAUGAUAAUAAAGACGAGACAAUUAAAUCUUUGACGGAAGAGAUUAGUCUGCUGAAAUCAAAACUCAAGGAAUUGGAAGCUGAUAAAGGUAUGGCUCUUAAAAGUUUUAUCUUGCGAAUUUCACAUGACAUGCUACCAGUGAAUGGAAAAAAGUCUGCAACAGUUGAAAAUCAAAAUCAAUCUGGUUCUGAGAGAGUUCAAUGUGAGCAUACAGAUCCCGUGAAGAGUUAUAAACCCCAAAUAAGAUACACAAAGCUAGAGUUCAAGGUUGACACAUUCUUUGCUGUUGGAUCUCCCCUUGGGGUAUUCCUUUCCCUGCGGAAUAUUCGAAUUGGGAUUGUUUCAUCAGAAUUCCUUCCUGAAAAGCCUUGCCUUGUUAAUUGUAAAGGGAAAGAAUACUGGAAAGAGGAAAAUAUAAAUGAGGAGAUGCCAGCAUGUCGGCAAAUGUUCAACAUUUUCCAUCCUUUUGAUCCUGUAGCAUAUAGAAUAGAACCACUCAUUUGCAAAGAAUAUAUACUCAAACCUCCCGUCAUUAUUCCCUACCACAGAGGCGGGAAACGGCUGUAUGUUGUUUAUCGUGAAUUCAAAGAAGGGUUAGCUACAUAUUCAAGAGCAAUAGCGGAUAAGUUCAGCACUAUGCGGGCUAAAGUGCUGACGCUCUGUGAAUCGGGACACGAUGAUGGCCAGGACAAGCAAUCAGAAAAUACCCAAGAGGAAGAAGAGAGAUCUUAUGGCUCAGUAAUGAUGGAUAGAUUAAUAGGACACGAAGGCGGGAGGAUAGAUCAUGUCUUACAAGAUAAAACUUUUCGCCAUCCGUAUGUAUCGGCCAUUGGGGCACACACAAACUACUGGAGAGAUUACGAUACUGCCCUUUUCAUGUUAAACCAUUUGUACCGGGAUGUAGCAGAGGAACCUGUCUCGCCUAAGGACCCACCUCUUAAAGGCGACUCAAAGGACGAAUAUAGGUUCAAAAGUUGGUCUGAUCCAAGGGAGGCUGCUGAAGAGGAACUUCCUUUGACAUUUGCGGAUGGUGUCUCGGUAAAGCAUUUUUCUUUUCAAGUGAAGAAAGUGAUGAGAAAGUGAAACCCAUAAGUCAUUUUCCAGAUAGGGGUGUUAUAGGUUCUUCACCAAUUGAUUUUUAAUUUUGUUACUUUUUAAGUGCAUAUAGACAUAGUAUAGCAUGAAUAAAUACAACCUGUGCUGGUUUUUGUGUAUAGUGUAUCAUAGGGAGGGUGAUUUGUGGCUGUUGCAGAAUUUAUGUGACAGCACAUAGGCAAAUGGAACAUGUAAAUUCUUUCUCCUUUAUUUAUUUGACUAUGUAUGUUUAAAAUUUGUUGGUAUCUUACAUGCACAGCAUAAAUUUUAUUAUAUAUGAUGUAGUAUGGUUGGGGUGCACUUUACUGGUUAGUACAAACAGAAAUAAUACCAUUGUUAUAUCCAGAAAAAUUGGUGAAUGAGAGCCAAAAUCCUUUUGCAGGAGCAUUCAAU